This is a messenger RNA of Wyeomyia smithii (pitcher-plant mosquito), 1574 nucleotides long. RefSeq names its product succinate--hydroxymethylglutarate CoA-transferase. The coding region runs from base 133 to 1419 and encodes 428 amino acids. The record is from RefSeq and is a predicted model, not a curated record. Gene Ontology annotation, molecular function: catalytic activity. The transcript has a single exon. Lineage: Eukaryota; Metazoa; Arthropoda; Insecta; Diptera; Culicidae.
UGUGCCUGAUAAACGUUUAUUGUAGAACGCAGUUUGAGUGGCAGAUAAAUUAAUCUGCGCGCAUUGCUCAGCAAAUUUUCAAAGUGUCGUCAGUUAUCAGUUUUUUACCUAGAAAAUAAAACUAAGAUAAUAAUGCAAGCAAACGCUAGUGCUUUUCUUCGUAAAAAUAGUUUCAGCUCGUUGAUUUUAAGAAGUUUUCAUCGUGCAAAUUAUCAUGCGACAAAACAGAGCUAUCCUUUAGAUGGGAUAAAGAUCCUGGACUUAACGCGAAUUGUAGCAGGGCCGUAUUGUACUAUGGUGCUUUCCGAUUUGGGAGCAGAAGUAUAUAAAAUUGAACGACCAUUCGUUGGCGAUGAGUCUCGCAAGUGGGGACCACCAUUUAUCAAAGACUCGAAAGAUUCGGUCUACUUUAUGGCCUCGAAUCGCAAUAAGAAAAGUGUAUGUGUAGAUUUGAAGAAAGGGCGGAAUGUAAUAUAUGAUUUUGCAAAAAAGUGUGACGUCCUUAUUGAGAAUUACAUCCCAGGAAAACUUGACCAGAUGGGUCUUGGGUACGAAGAUCUUCGGCAGAUUGCUCCUAAAUUAAUAUAUUGCUCUAUAACUGGCUAUGGGGCGAAAGGUCCUUAUAAAAAUAGGCCUGGGUAUGAUGUUAUAGCAGCUUCUAUUGGAGGUUUACUUCAUAUUAGCGGGAACGAAGGUGGUGCCCCAGCGAAGGUAGGAGUAGCCAUUACUGAUAUAGCUACCGGUCUUUAUGCUCACGGAGCAAUUUUGGCAGCGUUACUGCAGCGUCACAAAACUAAAGUUGGUCAAAAAAUAGACGUUAAUCUUUUAUCGACGCAAGUGGCCUGUUUGAUAAAUGUAGCUAGUAACUAUUUAAAUGCAGGUAAAGAAGCUAAACGAUGGGGUACUGCACAUGAAAGCAUUGUGCCUUAUGAAGCAUUUCCUACUAGUUCUGGAUAUAUUACCAUCGGAUGCGGAAGCAAUGCACAGUUUGUAGCCCUCUGCAAUCGUCUUGAUGUUCCUCACAUAGCUGAAGAUGAUCGUUUUGCUACCAAUGAGAUGCGUGUCAAACAUCGAAAAGAACUUAUUGGUAUAAUCUCUGCCAUAAUUAAACAACGUUCGUCCGCAGAAUGGAUGACUAUCUUUGAAGGCGUUCCUUUUCCGGUUGGGCCAAUUAAUAGCAUGGCCGAAGUGUUCCAAGACCCACACAUACAGUCCAUUGGUAUAGUUAAGACCUUGCCACAUCCAACAGCUGGAGAUAUACAGGUUGUCGGACCUCCAGUUGUUUAUAGUGAAGCAUAUAAUUCAGCUCGUAGUGCUCCUCCUCUACUAGGUGAACAUACCGACCACACAUUGCGUGAGCUGCUAGAAUACAGUACUGAACAGAUUGAUGAUUUAAGGCAGAAUGGAAUAAUUCAAUAGUGUUUACAAAAUGUCGAAACGAAGUAUUUGCUAUUAUCAAAAAAAUGUCAAUGUUGUUGAAUUCAUAUUUUAUACUACAGAGAAAAUCAUUAUGUACCCAUAUUUUUACUAAAGCUUGGUUUUAGAAAUACAAAUAAACUUGCUUUUUUUUUUAA